Messenger RNA from Danio rerio (zebrafish), 1997 nucleotides. It is a transcript of the gene rab11fip4b, whose product is annotated as RAB11 family interacting protein 4 (class II) b. NCBI's taxonomy places the organism in Eukaryota, Metazoa, Chordata, Actinopteri, Cypriniformes, Danionidae. Gene Ontology annotation, cellular component: cytoplasmic vesicle; recycling endosome membrane; midbody. Gene Ontology annotation, biological process: protein transport. The record is from RefSeq and is marked provisional.
UGUGAGGAGGAGGCUGUUCGGUCAAGUGAGCAAGAGUUGUGCUGUGUUUGCAAACGUUUUGGAAACGAAUAUAUUCAUUCAGUCGAUAAGCAGACGAAGAGGAAGCAUAAACAUCCUCUCUCAAUUUCUUGGAUGUGGGUAAAAAUAUUGAUACAGACGCUGUGAAGGAGGCCUCACCUGUUGGAUUUGACUUGGUUGACAGUAACAUCAGAAGUGGAGUGUGAGGAGUGAACAAAAUCAUGGUCCCUCGUCUGUGAGAGACAGGGACAGGUCAGGCUACCCAUCAUCAUGUCUAUUCAAGAGUGUCCAGAGAGCCCAAUGCUGGAGGGUAAGGAAGGCAGAGGGGUGGAGAGAGAUUCGGACAGAGACAGUGCAGUAGACAGUGCUUCAGAGAUAUCAGAUGGAGGGAGAACUGGAGAAAAAGAGGAAGGGAUUGGGCUUUGCCUCCCAAGAGAAAAGGGUGAUCUGAUGCAUAAUCAUUUUGAGAUUUCUGAUCAGUCUGCACUUUCAUCUGCCUCAUUAAAUGAAGAGCAGUUUGAGGACUAUGGAGAAGGUGAGGAUGGAGACUGUACUACAAGUAGCCCCUGUCCAGAUGAUGAGAUCCGCAUUAAUGGAUGCUCAGAUCUGGGGUCUUCAGUUUCCUCCAGUGCUGGUCAAACUCCUCGAAAGAUCCACCAUGUGGAUGACCAAAUGGAGGUGUUUUGCUCUCAGUGUUGUAAAAGGGUCAGUCUGCUCAGUGACCUGGAGAACAGGCUGAAAAAUCUCAAAACCAGCAGUCCAAACAGAAAGAUCUCCAGUACUGCAUUUGGAAGGAAGCUGCUUCACAAUAGUAACAUCAGCAGUAGUAAUGGCAGCACAGAAGAUUUGUUUCAUGAUAGCACUGACUCCAGUGAUCUAGACAUUACAGAGAAGGUAAGUUACUUGGACAAGAAAGUGACAGAGCUGGAAAAUGAGAUUCUGAUGAGCGGGGAUGUAAAAACCAAGCUGAAACAGGAAAAUAUCCAGUUGGUCCACAGGAUCCAUGAGCUGGAGGAGCAGCUUAAAGACCAGGAGACCAGAGCAGAGAAAAUCAUGGAAGAUGAGCUUAGGAGACACAGAGAUGCCUACAUUCGACUGGAGAAAGACAAAAACACUCAGAUAGAGCUGCUCAGAAACCGAUUACAUCAACUAGAGGACGAAAAUGGAAAGAUGGCAAUGAAUAUGAACAGACUAAAAUCUCAGACCGAGAAACUGGAUGAGGAGAAGCAGAGGAUGACUGAUAAGCUGGAGGACACAAGCCUGCGGUUGAAGGAUGAGAUGGACCUGUACAAGAAGAUGAUGGACAAGCUACGGCAAAACAGACAGGAAUUUCAAAGGGAAAGAGAUACCAUGCAGGAACUCAUCGAGGAUCUUCGGCGAGAGCUGGAGCACCUUCAGUUAUACAAGCUGGAGGCAGAACGAGCGGGACGUGGUCGCAGAUCUUCCAUUAGCCUAUCUGAAUACAGCAGCCGAACACGUGAGAGUGAGUUGGAACAGGAGGUCAGGAGACUCAAACAGGAGAACCAGAAACUGAGGGAACAGAAUGAAGAUCUAAAUGGUCAACUUCUCAGUCUGAGUCUCCAUGAGGCCAAGAACCUGUUUGCCACACAAACAAAAGCACAGUCUCUGGCUAUGGAGAUUGAUCAUGCAUCCCGUGACCAGUUAUUGGAAGCCCUCAAGCAACAAGAGGAGAUAAACCUCCGUCUCAGGCAAUACAUGGACAAGAUCAUUUUGUCAAUUUUGGACCACAAUCCAUCUAUUCUGGAAAUUAAAAACUAAACGUGUGUUAUGAACUGUUUAAAAGCAGCCAUGGACAUAGAGCUCCUCCCAAGGAAGGAAAUGAUCUCCAAUGCCUCUGAUUGCACAGUAACUACAAUGUGAUGGUGUUUGUGCACCUUUUCCACAUUACAAAAAUGAAAGAAAAUGUAUAUACAGUGAUGAAAUAUUUCAAGCACUUUUAAGGGGCAUUUUUGCUGCUC